CUAGUUUGUUGCUAACCAUAGAGGAAGUGUAAGUGACGCUUCAAAAUGUCAAUAUAUUCCAACAAACGUUAUCAAUAUCGGAUUCAUAAGCCUUCCAUCAAGCCUACUAUCGGUGUCAUAAAUGAUAGCCACCAAAUUUUAAAAGCUCAACCUCCAGUUACAACCAAUGUGGAUAUCAUCGCUCUGCUCGUGAAUCACGGCCUUUAUCAUGUCGUUGAAAAGAUCCUAUUGUUACUCAGCUUGUCUUUGGAUGAUAUAAGAAACUUUCAAUUGGUAUCUCGGUUAUGGCUCUCUUUGCUUGAUGACCCUAAUGCACGAUUUUGGAAGCUUUUCUUACAUAGAAAGCGAAACAGCCGUGACAUGGAUUUGAUUCCGAAUCACGAAGGUGGUGGGAAACAGAGCAAGUUGGAAGUGAAAAAACUCACGUUUCUGGAGAAACGUUGGCGCCAAGAUAAGCCGUUUGAGCAAAGAGUUGAGUUUGACUCGUUCGUGUUGUGUCUCUUAGUUUUGAACCCGGAUUGGACUCGUUCUCAAGUGCUAGUCGGUCUGAACAAUGGUUGUCUAGAGGAAUGGGUUUUGGGGAAGGACCCACUUAAAGUUCGAUCAAAAGAGCUCCAUAAUAAAGGCAUCAAAUGCCUCUCGUCAACGGAGGACUAUCUUUUCACCGGCUCCUAUGAUGGGUCGGUUCGCGUGUGGGACCACUCCACGUGGAGGGCCAUAGCAACGCUUACCCAUCAUUCAGAUGCAGUCUGGGAUUUGAAGACCUUUGAUCGGAAACUCGUAUCUUGCGGAACGGACGGCCGUGUGUGCGUUCUUAACAUAGAAAACGAGAGUUUCCCCAUUAUUCAGAUGAUAACCACAGAACCUGAAAUAGCUUCGAACUUGGAUGUGAGCGACAAAUUCGUUGUGACGGGCUAUGAUAACGGAAAUAUUGCAGUUUGGGAGGCGGUUCUGAAUGACUUGCGACGAAUUCAUACCCUGGAGGGCCACACCCAAGGUGUGACUUGUGUCAAGAUCAAUCAAGACGUCUUGGCAUCUGGCAGUUAUGACUGCCGAGUCCGGCUCUGGAAUAUCUCUCAUGGGGUUUGCUUGGCAUUGCUCCAAGGACAUAAAGAUCUCGUGCGAUCCUUAGAUAUUUCCCAUGGUAGAGUGGUUUCAGGUGAUUUCAGUGGAUUCUUGAAGAUCUGGGACCUCACUUCAAUUAUUCCUGCUUCAACUCAACAUAUAAAAGCUAUCAUCGAUGAUGGCAAGCCGACUUAUGAGCCGUUAGUAACUUUAGGCCAUCGUUCACUCCUCACCCAUAGAGGACACGUAACAGUGGUCAAAAUUAGUGGAGAGUCAUUGUGGAGUGGCUCUAGGGAAAAAAAUGUUGUUUUCCAAUGCUUCAUGUGUGAUUGAUUGAGUUAUAUGUGACUGAGGACUGCACACAGCCAAGACUAAAUGCAACUCAUGUGCCGCAGUUUUGGAGCAUGUUCGAUACUUUGAUAACACGAACGUACGUAUGGUGAAUGCAAUAUGUAGAUUGCAUAAACCGUGGCUUUCUUUGAAACAUAGCAAAAUUUAAGAAAUAUUUUUUUGAAAAUCGGUACUCUAUCUUGAAGACAAGUAAGCCAUGAGUUUGGCUUAUACCCAUAUGGUAUGUUGAUCGGCAAAGGGCGGGGAAAAAAUGUAAAACCCGUUUAAAGAUCACAAAUAAAACAGUUUUUCUGGCA
Tigriopus californicus is the source of this 1712-nucleotide messenger RNA. RefSeq names its product F-box/WD repeat-containing protein 11-like. Gene Ontology annotation, molecular function: protein binding. The transcript has a single exon. The record is from RefSeq and is a predicted model, not a curated record. Lineage: Eukaryota; Metazoa; Arthropoda; Copepoda; Harpacticoida; Harpacticidae. Bases 46 to 1398 code for a protein of 450 amino acids.